AUGUGUCAAAACCAUCACCCGACGACAACUGAUCGAAAAUAUUACGCAACAAGAUUUUCCGGUAGAAAUAAUCCUUCGGGCGCAUCGUCGAAACGACAAGACCGAGAACAACCAAUGUCUUGGAGCGACGACGAAGACGAUGCCUCGUCGUCGUGUGACGAUUACGACGGCGAAUCAUCUUGGAAAGACAGCGACAAUGAAAGUAGUGUUUCAGUGUCUUCUGACGAUUCGAAUGUGAGUAGUGCGGCCAGUUUGAAAAUAGAAAUAAAACAGAAGGCGUGCGGACCACCGCCGGCAAAAAGGCCUACAGCUACUGAAAAUCCUGGUGACAACAACACUAGCAGCAAACUGCAAUUGCCAUCGUCCGAACAACAACCGAACAUUGUAGUAUCGCAAGUGGUCAAAAACGUGUUGACCGGUCAAACAGCAGCGAAUUCCAUCGAGAAUAAUUGUUCGUAUACUAUUUUGUCUCGUGACGAACAUCCGACAGAAAUGAACGCCAGUCAGUUCGAAGAUUUGGUCAUGGAAAAAGUGGUCGACGUAUUUAUGGAACGCAGUGAUUGGUGUCAGCAAUAUCAAGAGGCCAGACGUAUAACUGACGUGCAAAGCUUUUGGAAACAGAAAUUCUCGGCGCUCGAAAAGCGGACGACUUUGCUUCGAAAGCGAAUGGCCAAGUUGCAAAUCAAAGCUUGCUCCACCGAGGUGACCGUGAGAAACGUUGGCACACAGCUAGAAUGGCCGUAUCUCGAUGACAACAAAGCAAUUAAUACAACAACAACAACAACCCACAGCCGACAACAUCACAUCUGACACUAGUUCACGGCCGCCCGCCUAAGCAGUCCAUCCAUAAACUAUACCCAACUAUAUAGUAAGACUUUUACCUAGGGAUUCGAACAGUAUUAAAUAAUUUUUUUAAAUAUAACUAUAUUCAGUACAUUCAGAGUCGUUUGCAAAUGUAAUCUACCGCGUAGAAAAACAUUUAAGUAUUAUCAAUAAUUUUUACGAACAUACAUUAUGUCAGAGUUAAUCAACAAGAAAAGGGCAUUUGGUAUUUAUAUUUUGCGAACAAAGUUUCAUUAUCAAUAUUUGAUAACCGGUUUUUACUUGAAUACGAAAAUAAACGUAGGGAUAAUGAUUAAAUAU
Messenger RNA from Adelges cooleyi (spruce gall adelgid), 1143 nucleotides. RefSeq lists its product as uncharacterized. The transcript is spliced from 2 exons. The record is from RefSeq and is a predicted model, not a curated record. Lineage: Eukaryota; Metazoa; Arthropoda; Insecta; Hemiptera; Adelgidae. The coding region runs from base 1 to 810 and encodes 269 amino acids.